Messenger RNA from Sclerotinia trifoliorum, 2099 nucleotides. The record is from the annotation of a GenBank genome assembly. Lineage: Eukaryota; Fungi; Ascomycota; Leotiomycetes; Helotiales; Sclerotiniaceae.
AACAUAUAUGUACAUCCCACUUUCCUUUCCUCUUCAGAAAUAAAUAUAAUAUAUUUCUCGAGACUUUUCCACAAACCUUAUUCAUCAAUCAUUAAUUCUUCCUCAUACUUUUACAAACUUGGUUGAUAUACCUAGCAUUCAUAGACAGAGGUAUCCUUUUACAAGAAAUAUUACAUCGACUUGAUAAUAUUUUUGUUGCCUUGCGUUGCGAAGAACUAAACCAAUCGACUCCAAGACCACCAAAAGCACCCAAUAUCAGUAUGCAAGCACCUCAAAAGAUCCGUUACACCUGUGUCGAAAGCUUUAUUAAUGGAAUUAACAAAUAGUUACAAUGACUUCUCCAGAACCAAGAGCUGUGAAGCGACCAAGUAAGAUCUCUUCUCUUUUCUUUUUCUUUCUUUUCUCUUGUUCUCGUUCUCUUCUCUCAAGCAUUCUUGACUUGAAACUUUACAUGAGUAAUUUCCUUCUUGCACUAUUCAGCGGGUCGCGCCGCUCUAGGGCGAGAAAAACUUUUCAACCAACUGUUGAAUUUCACAUUUAUAUACCCUUCUUAACUCGCACUCACAUACAUAUUGAUAUCGUUCAUCAAUAACAUCGCAUAAUUCAAAACAUCCAUUUCACACCUUUAGAAGCAUUCAACAUCUCUUCUACCAUCCACUAACCUUUUACUCGCAAUGUCAGGAACUCAAUCUGAACCUCCUCCAAGCCUUCCCAAGGUUAUUGCAGAACAGCAUGUCCCAAUUCCUUCUACCGAUAAAGAUUCGCAAAGAUUGAUUGUCGUUCUUUCAAAUGCCAGUCUCGAAACCUACAAGCAAUCUUCCGGCGGUGGAAGACCUGGAGCGCGUGCCGCAGAGGAAAAAUAUUCUCUCCUCAAUAGUGAUGAGCACAUUGGUAUUAUGCGCAAGAUGAACCGAGAUAUCAGUGAUGCCCGACCUGAUAUCACACAUCAGGUUCGUAAAUAAUCAUUAUAUGACAAGUCAUUCCAAUACUCACCUAUAGCAGUGUCUUCUCACCCUCCUCGACUCACCGAUUAACAAAGCUGGAAGGCUCCAAAUCUAUAUCCAUACAGCCAAGGGAGUUCUCAUUGAGGUCAGCCCAACGGUUCGAAUUCCACGUACCUUUAAGCGUUUUGCUGGUCUUAUGGUACAACUCCUACAUCGACUUUCUAUCCGAUCAGUCAACUCUCAAGAAAAACUUCUCAGGGUCAUUGCGAACCCGAUCACCGAUCACUUGCCUCCAAAUUGCCGAAAAGUUACAUUGAGUUUCGAAUCAGAGUUGGUCCGUGUUCGGGAUUAUGUGGAGACAUUGAAGCCGAAGGAGAGCAUUUGUGUGUUCGUUGGUGCCAUGGCAAAGGGAACAGACAACUUUGCAGAUGAUCUAGUGGAUGAGAAGAUCUCCAUUAGUAACUACAGUCUUUCUGCAAGUGUGGCAUGCAGCAAAUUCUGCCACGCUGCAGAGGACGCAUGGGAUAUUAUUUAAACUACCACGUUGUCUGUUUAUGCUACGAAUUUUGCCGACGAACACAUUCGAUCGUAUACGAACGGGUGAACGAAGCACAGAAACAUCGUAGGGUUAUAAAUGGUAUAAGAUGGUGGGCAUAUGGGAUUCGGUCGCUAUGAAAAGGUGAAAGCGGAACUAUCAAGCAGACUCAACGAUAACAACAUCGUUCGAUAUGCUUAUGGUCGCCGGGCUUGGGUGUCUGUGUGCUCUGUCUCUGUUUUUACAACCAAAACAUCAGGCGUUCAACAUCAGAUCCAAGACGCUUUAGUCGUCUUCGUGGACCACUUCAACUUGGUCCACAUCUCUUUUGUCUUUUCUUGUACCUUUCAGCAUCCACUCUACAGCUUAGUAGCUACUGCACGUUGGAUGACGAUAAGUAUUUUCCCCUUCUCAGCGUAUACUUUCGGCUUAGCAUAUUGCAUCAAGCUUCCUUCCUGGAGUUAGCUACACUGCAAAUCAGCUGAAUUGGCAUGGGAAAUUAGUUCAUGCUGCUAGGUGGCAGACACUACCGCGAGUCAUUCGGCGACAGCGGAUAGCUUGACGUAUAAAAAUACUAUAUUGGUCAAUGAAAGGAUAAUUUUCCGAAAUCCCAUCAAAUU